AUGAAUGCUCGUGUUUAUGAGCUGCACCCUUUGUCAGAAGAAGAGAGUUGGAAACUGUUUUGUGCUUUUGCCUUUGAGGGAAAUCAGCCACCGCAUCAUCUUGAAGGGAUUGCUCAUCAAAUCGAAAGGGAAUGCGGAAGAUUGCCCUUGGCUGUUAAAACAGUGGCAGCGUCUCUGGCGAACGAGACUUUGUCAAGCAUAGCAAAAGAAAUUCAAUGUGCAUUUAGUGUAGAGGAAUCCUUCAAAAAAGGUCCAGUUGUGCAAACGAGCAGUAGGUGCCGGAGGAUUUUAAUGGGCAAGAAAAGCAUAGGUGAUGGUGAUUUAGAUGUAAUGGCAAGCAGCCAGGCAUAUUCAGCAUCACGUAUUCGCACUCUCUCUUUCCCACAAAAUAAAGGCAUUGGAAAUAUUCCAGCACUCUUGCUUAGUGGUGCAAGAUUAUUGCGUGUUCUUGACUUGAUUGACACUGCCAUCUCGUCAUUGCCAGAUUGUGUUGGAAAUUUGAAGUUACUCACAGUUUUGAAUUUAAGCAGAAACCAAAUUGCCGAGGUACCAGAAUGUUUGAAAAGCAUUAAGAGUCUUCUCUUCCUUGACAUUUCUAAAUGUUCGAAUCUAGAAGGGUAUCCUGUGUGGAUUGGUGAGCUCAAUUGCCUGAAAAAUUUGGAUAUGAUUUUAUAUACUACAAAAUUUGAUGGACAAAUGCCGAAGGGAAUGUCAAAGCUUGUGUCUUUAGAGGUAUUGAAAAUAGAUAGUUGUAACGAACUAUCUGUUGACAAGAAUGAAUUCUUGAGGUUGGAGCAUUUUGUCAAUUUGGUCAACCUCCGUGAAGUGCGGAUAGACAUUCGUCACGAAACUGAAUUGGAAAGUAUAAAAGAUGGGAUCCUUGCCAGGUUGGUGAAGAUGCGUAAUCUAACAAUGGUCAACGAUGCUAGCUAUGAAGGUAAUCUUUUGGAGGAAAUGCUAGGUAUGAAGGAUCUUGAAUACCUUUACCUAGAAAGGGUUCGGAAAGCCCGGGGGAUUCGUCAAUUAUGCUAUUUUAAAAUUCGUGAUUUUUCCGUGUUAGAAGAGUUUCCAGAAUUAGAGGAUGGAGCAAUGCCACAUCUUGAGCUACUAGAGGUAGCGCGCUAUUCCAAUUUGAACAAAAUUCCACGUGGAUUGGAGCUCCUCAAAUGUUUGAAAAGGUGCGGCUUUAAGUGGACAGGAGUGGAUGAUAUGUUGGAGGAGGGUGGGGAAUUAUGGGAAAAAAUAAAAGCUAAUAACUCUAAUGUUAUUAUUAAUACAGGGUAUUAG
Molecule: messenger RNA, 1287 nt
Organism: Cryptomeria japonica (Japanese cedar)
Lineage: Eukaryota; Viridiplantae; Streptophyta; Pinopsida; Cupressales; Cupressaceae
Product: disease resistance protein RUN1-like
Exons: 3
Coding region: 1-1287 (428 amino acids)
Molecular function (GO): ADP binding
Source: RefSeq, a predicted model, not a curated record